GAUUCGACCACUCAUGGAAGUAUUCUAGGUUCCAGCUUGUCUCCCACUCCCGCAACUUCGCGUCGUGUUUCUACCGGUCGGGUCGAAUUAAUCAGUCCAACUUUGGCGGAUCGGAAUGUCGAUGAAUUCUUUUUCCAUCCGGAUGAUUUCUGUGACAUUGGUGUUAGACGUCGAUCUGGAAUGCCUGGUAGUCCUACUGGAAUCACUUUCACAGAACCACGUCAGCUGGUAGAACAGGAUAAGCAGUGCACAGAAGAAGAUCCAUGGAUUGAAGCAGCCGGAGAUUUGGAGGUCCGAGCGUCAUUAGCAGAUAGCCGAUCGUCUUCCAUAUCCGAUCAUUUUAUGGUUGAUGAAGAGAUUUUACAGGGUCGUGUGUCCAUGUCCGCGUACCUCAGCUAUCUGUGGGAUAGAGGUUGGCUUCCAUCGUUGCUCAGCAUUUUAUCUUAUGUGACUUUUCUCGGUAUACAAGCCUUUGGGAAUUAUUGGAUACAAUGGUUCGCAGAUGAUAGAGAUUUGGCCGCUUUAGAGAAGCAAGUGAACAAUGAUACCAUCUGGAGCAAUGCGACCGAACGAGACAGAAUCCUACGUGAGGUUGGAAACCAAACACUUCAUUACAUCUCUGGCUAUUCAUGGAUUGGUCUGGCCCAGCUGUUUGCCAUGCUAUGCUAUUUGAUUUGUCAUGCAAUCGCAUGGAUUCGAGCGUCCAAAGUGAUGCAUCACAAUCUAUUAAAACGGAUGUUACAUGCUCCAGCCGCGUUAUUCGAUCGUACACCACUUGGUCGUAUCCUGAAUCGAUUUAGCAAUGACAUUGAGAAUGUUGAUCGUACGGUUCCCGAUGCAUUAUCUGAGGUGAUCACCUGUGUCGGUGAUUUGAGUAUUUGUCUGAUCGUGGUACUCAUCUCGUUAAAACCGCCGGGAAUGGGAUUGGUCAUCGUUAUCCCGCUGAUGAUCAUCUGCGGUAUUAUCCAGUCCCUGUACGUUCCUUGUAGUCGCCAGGUGCGGCGUCUCGAUGCAGUGACUCGGUCGCCGUUGUUGGCUAAUUUUGGAGAGACAGCUGCUUCCACAUUAGGUUGCAGUGUGAUGCGAGCUUUUGGGCGUACAGCUGCAUUUGUGGAGCAUGCGGAUGAGCUCAUCGAUCGUAACGCAGUUCACGGUUACGUGCGAUUUGCUAGUAACCGUUGGUUGGAUGUGACUUUAACUGUUGAUCAAGAAGGAAACUGGGAGUGCGGUCCAGACAGUCCACCGCCGCCUGACUGGCCAGCUCCUUGCUGCGAGGUACGAUUCAAUCGCGCAUCCAUGCUAUACACCCUGCCAGGACCAGAGAAAGAUAACACCAGUGUCGAGACCCCUAGUCCUUUCCUUGGCUCCGAUGAACCGGCUCUUCGGUCUGUGGAUUUGGUUUUAAGUGGGAACCGAGAAACUCGUCGAAUAGGCGUUGUUGGUCGGACCGGAGCUGGGAAGUCGUCUUUGGCUUCAUCCAUUUUUCGUCUAAACGAGGCAGUUAUUUUGGAAGAAGAUCGAGCUACACUUUCGGGAUCGUUGGCCAAUCUUGGGCCUGAACCUGUUUUGUUCGCGGGUACACUGCGCUUCAAUUUGGAUCCGUUUGGUGUUCAGCCAGAGGAGCGUCUAUGGGCGGCUCUAGAAGCCUCACAUUUGGCCAGUUGGGCUGGUCAACGCCAACUUGUCUGCCUGGCUCGGGUGUGUCUGUCCUCGGGGGGCCGUGUACGUCUCCUCAUUCUCGAUGAGGCGACAGCAGCCAUGGAUCCAUACUGUGGUCAAUCUAUUCCCAAGCCGAAAUCCGUCCGACAUCCAUGCGCAUCCUUGAUGAUACAAAUUGCCAUUGACGGAAUCAGUCCAUCCAUACUUAAUACAAGCACAGCUCUCAAUGUGCAUACCCGUAUACUGUACCUAAUCGUGAAAUGUUCCAACAAUAUAGGAGGCAUGAACGUGCGGCCGGCCAAAUUGGAAGUUGACCGUGAGCCCAUUUUCCUGAAACGACAAGCAAUCCCAUAUGGUCGACUUGAAGGCGUGUUGGAGGCCCUUGAGAAAACGAAGCGCGACGGUAUAAUCACCCGAGUCACAUCCAGUGCGUGGGCAACGCCAAUUGUGAUCGCGAGCCAAAAUGACCGUAAAACACUACGAAUUACCGGUAAACCCUCAACCAGCUGUUACGAAAGGGUGCGGCUACCACCAUGA
Molecule: messenger RNA, 2196 nt
Organism: Echinostoma caproni
Lineage: Eukaryota; Metazoa; Platyhelminthes; Trematoda; Plagiorchiida; Echinostomatidae
Source: the annotation of a GenBank genome assembly